This is a messenger RNA of Beta vulgaris subsp. vulgaris (sugar beet), 1557 nucleotides long. RefSeq lists its product as uncharacterized. The transcript is spliced from 2 exons. NCBI's taxonomy places the organism in Eukaryota, Viridiplantae, Streptophyta, Magnoliopsida, Caryophyllales, Amaranthaceae. The record is from RefSeq and is a predicted model, not a curated record. The coding region runs from base 284 to 1069 and encodes 261 amino acids.
CGAGUAGUUGAUGUUGAUGGAAUUGAAUCUUCUCCCACACAAACGGGGUUAAAAGCAAAAGAAGUUAACAGAAAGGUCCACUCUCUCACCCCAUGGAGUAGCCUUGUAACAGUUGAACUCCACACUACACUCCAAUGAGAAAGCCCACCUCGGCACCUCCUUUCAUCAAAUUAUUACUCUUAUAAUCAAACCUUCAAAAACCCCUUAAUAUUCUCUUCACUAAAGUCUGUAUAUGAUCAAAUCAUUUCUUCUUCUUUCUUAGCUUUUAUUUUUCUCUUAAAAAAUGGAUCUUGAAGAGUGGGAUCUUCUCUCUGAUGAAGGAUUAAUUGAUCUUCAUGAAGAUGGUGGGAAUAACCUCUUCUCCCCUAAAUCAAUUCCAAAUACUACAACUUUAAUUGAUAUGAACUAUUUUCAGAAGAUUUCUGAUCCAAUUCCUGUGCCAAUUCAGUUUGAUCAAAAGAUUGAAAAAAUCCCAGAAAAGUUACCAAUUGAAACACCAAAAUCUGAUGUUCAGCAGAUCAAAGAAGCUGAUCAUCAGGAAAGUGUUUCCAAAGUUUUCUUCAAAAAAUUGAAGGAAAAUGAAUUUGUCGACAUGAAAAUGGACUCACCCAAGUCUUUAAACAAGGGAAUUUUGCCUCAAAUUGAUGUGGGUACUUACAAAUUUGAGGAAAAAGAAAAGGAAACAGAGCAAAAACAAGAAUUACCCAUCAACAAAGAAGAGAAGCUCUCAAAGAAUUCAAUCAUGGAGGAAGUUUCUGGAAAUUGGGAUGAUGAUCAUAACAAUGAAGGUUUGAAUGUUUGGAAAUGGGCAAUGACUGGAAUUGGUGCUCUUUUCUCCUUUGGUUUUGCUGCUGCUACUGUUUCUCUUAUUGUUUUAGGUAACCGUCAUAAGGAAAAUUGCAACGAUCCGAAGAAGAAAGAGCUUCACUUCCAACUUUAUACACAUGAGAAGAGAUUGAAGCAAGCAGUGCGCCGUGCCACAAAGCUAAACGAAGCCAUUACUGUAAUGAGGGGUGCUCCCGUAACUCGGGCUCAUAUUACCAUUGGAGGUUAUCAUGAAGGUCUUUAAAGGGUUCCUCCGCAAGACCCUGUUAUGUUGUGUGUUUCUGGAAUCAGACAGUAAAUAGUAUUUUGCUUAUAUUUAGUACUCUUUCAGCUUGAUCCGAUCCAAUUAUAUUUUCUAUAAAGGAUCUUUCUGAUGUACAUAAAAUCUAAAUUCUGUUUGAAGUACUAUAUCAUAUAGAUUCUGAAUCUUUCUUGUAAUGUAACAUUAGAUUCAUUGUGGAUUUAUUAUACAGCCAUGUCGGAGUCGGACACCCGACUAAAGUAGCAAGUAGGUACCAGAAGUUGAAGGGAACGUGGUCCAUACUCCAUAAUAUUGCAUGACAUUAUUGUGCUUAUUUUCUAUUCAUACAGAAAUAUUGUUCAUAAAUAAAUUUUACUUGUGUUUUGGAAUUAGCUAUGAUUCAAUCUUCACGGUUGUUGGUUCGCUGAGAUUGAUUGUGACUUCUCUUCAUCUUUCUUGUUUAAUCUAUAGAUAUUUUGUUUGUCGAGUUA